Molecule: messenger RNA, 375 nt
Organism: Notodromas monacha
Lineage: Eukaryota; Metazoa; Arthropoda; Ostracoda; Podocopida; Cyprididae
Source: the annotation of a GenBank genome assembly
AUUAAAGACCCAAGUGGACCAGCAGGGAAUCACUUUUCCAUUCUUCUACUGAAUCCAUUGAAUGCAGAUGUUUCUGUUUCUGUCAAAAAUGCUUCAUUCAGGGUAACUCCACCUCCUGAGGGAAAAGCCCUUGAGGUAGUAGUAGAAUUUCUCCUAUCUGCUGAUCCCAUGGCUAUUGCAAAAAUCUCUGUCUAUGAUGAAGAGGCAGUGAAAAAACCAUCCUCUGCAAAUCCUGUGGUUAGAUUUGUGUCUUUUUUAGAAGGAAAUCUGCAUGAAAAAAUAUUCUUGAGAGAUGAAAAUAACAAAGAUGAGUUAACCCUGACUCUUGACCUUGGUGACUACAAAACCAUGAUUGGAAACUAUGCUGAAGUAAAA